Molecule: messenger RNA, 258 nt
Organism: Protopolystoma xenopodis
Lineage: Eukaryota; Metazoa; Platyhelminthes; Monogenea; Polystomatidea; Polystomatidae
Source: the annotation of a GenBank genome assembly
CUCACACCAUCGACCUGCUGCCGGGUCGUAGAGGAGCGCAAGCUCUUCGUGGGGAUGCUGAGCAAACAGCAGACCGAGGAGGAUGUACGCCGGAUCUUUGAGCCCUACGGAACGAUUGAGGAGUGCACAAUUCUGCGCGACCAAAAUGCCGCCUCCAAGGGUAGGCUUUUGGCACCACUGCGCCACAGCCUGGCCCCAGGUCACGCCUCUGGUGCCAUGUCUUUUGUCAAUUGUAUGCCAAUUCGGUCAAUCCUGUAG